This is a messenger RNA of Ciona intestinalis (vase tunicate), 781 nucleotides long. Its product is annotated as nucleolar protein 16. NCBI's taxonomy places the organism in Eukaryota, Metazoa, Chordata, Ascidiacea, Phlebobranchia, Cionidae. Gene Ontology annotation, cellular component: nucleolus. The record is from RefSeq and is a predicted model, not a curated record. Gene Ontology annotation, biological process: ribosomal large subunit biogenesis.
CAGAAAGUUGUUUAAAUUUAAGUAUGCCGAGUGCAAAGAAACAUAGAAGACAAACUUUAAAUUACAAACAGAACAAGAAAAGAUUAUGGAAAAAAGUGAAACGAAAAACUGAAGUUCAUAUCCCAUGCAAGCAGAUCAAGGGGUCUUGGGAUUCUACAAAAAGCAUGAAACAGAAUUUAAGUGAAAUGGGAAUUGCUGUAGAUCCAAAUGCUGUGAUGCCACUCCCAAAGCCAAACUUGGUGUUUCCAACUUUAAUUACAGACAUAGAAAGGGAAAAGAAAAAGCCUGGGAUCCAGAAACCUAAUGUUGUUAAAGAAAUGGAAGUGGAAGCUGAUCUUGGAGAGAGAGAAAAGAAAUUUCAACUUCCAGUUGAUGAUGUUUUCUUCUGUACUUACAUGUUGGAUAAAUAUAAGGAAGAUUAUAAGGCCAUGGCACGAGACAGCAGAAAUGCUUACCAACUUACCCCAAAACAAGUUCGCAACAAGAUACGAGAAUUCAAACGAUCAAAACUACAAUACCAGAAAUACUUGGAUAGCAAACAAGAUAAAACUGUUAAUAAAGAUAGCAUGGAAACGUGAUAGGAAGUAAACUGGAUGGAAUGGUUUCUACAAUACAUAUGUUUUUGUUUAUGGUGGAAUCCUUAUGAAAUCCUGUAUAAGUGUUGAGAUGCUGAUGUCUUAACCACCAUUUGAGUUUUAUAUGUUGCUACUCUGUGUCCUUGUCUUUUAAACUUUUUGCAACGCGACUCCAUAUUAAAAUAGUCUAGAAACUUCACACAACA